This is a messenger RNA of Oncorhynchus masou masou (cherry salmon), 2075 nucleotides long. Its product is annotated as magnesium transporter MRS2 homolog, mitochondrial-like. The record is from RefSeq and is a predicted model, not a curated record. Gene Ontology annotation, biological process: mitochondrial magnesium ion transmembrane transport. Gene Ontology annotation, cellular component: mitochondrial inner membrane. The transcript has 12 exons. Gene Ontology annotation, molecular function: magnesium ion transmembrane transporter activity. Bases 744 to 2075 code for a protein of 443 amino acids. NCBI's taxonomy places the organism in Eukaryota, Metazoa, Chordata, Actinopteri, Salmoniformes, Salmonidae.
CACCAAAACACCCUGAUGCCUGCUGGUUGUAGUUGCUCAGAGCCAGCUGUCCCUGUAUUUAGGAGGAAUAACGUAUCUUGGAUUUAGCAAUACCAGCUGCAAGCCUAUUGUUAUUUGUUAUUUUACUCGCAUAUGGCACUUUUCUUUGAGACUGUGAUUGGUUGAGAAGUUCGUUCGGGAAGCACGAGCUAGUCUCCUGCUAGCAGCAUAGAAGUUUGUUCGCUAACGUUAGCAGUAGCUAACGUUAGCAGUAGCUAACUUACUAGCUAGCGCCUUGUUUGCGUGCUAACUAGCUAAAUAAAUGGGAUACCUAGUUAGUUUUACAACUGCAUGCAUUCAACUGAAAUGUGUCUUCUGAAUUUAACCCAACCCCUCUGAAUCAAAGAGGUGUGGAGGGCUGCCUUAAUCGACAUCUACGUCUUCGGCGCCCGGGAAACAGUGGGUUAACUGCCUUGCUCAGGGGCAGAACGACAGCUUUUUACCUUGUCAGCUCGGGGAUUUGAUCCAGCAUUUUACCCGACUUUGGACUGAAACGAUUGUAUGAUUUUGCAGAACAAACCACUGUCUUUGUCCAGUGCUACGUAGCCAGCUGAUAAGUUUAAUAGCUACCUAGCCUACGUUAGUGAUUCUGCUCCGGAUGCAAGUGGAAUAACCAGUAAUGCAACUGAUCAGCUGGCUCGACCAACAAAGUAGCUAAAUAACUAAGGACACUUUGCUAAAAUGCAGUGGUGGUGAACAAAGCAAUGGAAGCUUGUUUCAAGUCGUUCACCAUGGGUGGUCUUCGGAGAUCUCUGGACAUUAAAUUCAGGGUCCUCGCCGGCUGUUUGACCUGCAGAACAGUGAGUUGUUCCAAAUCACCUAUAAAAUGCCAACUCUCCAAGCAUCAGCCGGUGACGAGGGGGAAAGCAACACUGUUGGGAUCAUGUCCGUCUGCAUAUUUCAUUCGCCAUAGAGGAACUGAGGCAUCCCUCUCCAGUGUGGCUCCUGCUUUUGUUGUGAUGAAAUUUGACAACGAUGGAAAUGUAACCUCAUUUGAGAAGAAGAAGAUGGAGCUGUAUCAUGAGCUGAGUCUGCAGGCCAGAGACCUCAGGUUCCAACACCUCACCAGCAUCACCGCUAGGAACAACAACAUCAUCAUUCGCAUGGAGGCCUUGAAGGCAGUAGUGACCCCCAAUAGCUUGCUGGUGUUGGAUUUCCGAGGUCUGGGAUUAGAGAGAUGGCUGGUCCUGGAGUUGGCUCCACAGUUGAAUGGGGAUCAUGGAGCUCUGGCCACUCAUUCACUGCCAUUUGAGUUCAGAGCCCUUGAAGCUAUUCUGCAGCACAGGGUAAACACCCUUCAGGCUCGACUGAAUGAGGUUCACCCUGUCAUCCUGGACAUUCUAGAGUCUCUUGUGGAUCCUAAACUACUCUCUGCAGAUCGCAGCAAACUGCAUAUACUUCUUCAGAACAGCAAGAACCUGUCAGAGCUGGAGACAGACAUCAAGGUCUUCAAGGACAGUCUGCUGAAGAUCCUAGACGAAGAGGAGAUGAUCGAGGAGCUUUGUGUCACCAAGUGGACGGAUCCACGUGUGUUUGAGGAGAGCAGUCUGGGCAUUGAUCAUGCUGAGGAGAUGGAGCUUCUCCUGGAGAACUACUUCAUGCAGGCUGAGGAGCUGGGCAACACGACCAGGGAGCUCAAGGGCCUGAUAGACGACUCCGAGAGUGUUAUCUUCAUCAACCUGGACAGUCACCGGAACGUGAUGAUGCGUCUGAACCUGCAGCUCACCAUGGGGACCUUCUCACUCUCCCUAUUUGGCCUGAUGGGCGUCGCCUUCGGGAUGAACUUGGAAUCCACGUUUGAGGAGGACCCCAAGGUGUUCUGGCUGGUGACAGGCUUCAUGUUCCUGGGUAGUGGACUAAUCUGGAGGAGACUGCUCUCGUUCCUGGGUCGACACCUUGAGCCUACCGUCCCCCACAGGAGUGAGGCCCUCCCCAGUAUAUUGAUCUCGGCCCAGUCGGAUUACCUGUACCUGGAUGACCAAUCAGGAGACUCCGUAGACGACACACGGUUACAACUCUGGCUCCGGGUCCGGUGA